AUGCCGCAGGGGCCGAGCGGGGCGGGCAAGGGCCACCGCCCAUGUUCGCCAUCGCCGACCCCCUCUUCCUCCCACUCUCCCUCUCACGGCCGCUCACCUCUCAAGCCGAAACCUUCUACAAUCAACAUCCCCCCUUCCAGCCAGGGCCUACCCACGUCGCGCAGCCUCAGUCAGAGCUUAGGCCGUGCGACUCUCACAUCACAUCGCCGAGCCGCCAUCGACGAGUGGAUGCGCGGUCUCGCUUCCCCGUCUCCACAGGAGCGGGCUGACAUCCCCGCGUCCGUAGUCUCGAGUUCGUUCACGAGCGACUCUGCCCCUUCCCCGUCACUGCGAUCCAGGUCACGCACCAUCUCCACCACCACCAGCCUUCAAUCCGUCAACGGCUUCUCCCCAUCGCAACCCUCCACCUCUCAAUCUCCCCCGAUCCUCCCUCCCACGGCUCCAUCCUUUCCAGCCGGAAACGUCUCGGCGCGCGCCGCUCAUUUCAAUGCCCUCGCCCGCGGGGCGACAGCGUCCACACCGUCGCCCAUGAAGGGCAAGGGCCGCAGGGAACCAGGCUUUGCGCGUCCCACACGCUCGAGCUCGGCCAAGAUCGCCAAGUCUGCCGUACCCAUUCUGGAUGUGUUGACAAACUCAAAACCUGCUGCCUCGGUUGGUGCCUCGCAUGCUGAAUCGACAGCCCCGCCGACACCCUGCACCCCAGCCACGACUGCUCCACCCUCACCAAACCCGUCCCACGCAGCGCCCACAGAGUCCGAGCUCUCGCGUGAGCCUGAGCCUGAAGCUGCACUACCCGGUCUCCGACCCCUCCUCUUACCUACCGGGAGCGCGCCCGAGCGUUUUAAUCUCGCACCGCAAUCCACGGUGCGCACGCGCCUGUCACUCGUAACGUACAAGGUCGACACGGCGGCCGGCGAGGUGCAACCGCUUCCGACCUCGCAUCCUGCUUCCCCCGCCCGCUUCAAGCAUCACCGACGCCACUCGUCGCUGAUCUACAAGAAGGCAGAACCGUCCACGGCAUUCCCAAUCUCCCCGAGCAGCACCUCGUCCGAACUGCACCCCUCCGAUCCGGAGGGCUUCCUUGAGGGGUGCCGUUCUGAUCCGGGUUUCCGGGAUCGGAGACACGACUCGAUCGUCUCGAGUAACCUUGAACGGCGCGAGAGUAUCCUCCGGUCCAUCGUGCGAGUGGAGAACCGUGAGCGCGAGGUGCGAGAAGCCAUGGAACGCCGUGGGUACGAGCCGGCCUCGGGUCCCCUUCGCCGGCUCUCGUUACAGGGAAGGCCGGCCCGUCGACGAUCGACGUCCUGCGUGCCUUCACACUCGCCCAUCGAGGGUUCGCCGAUAUCGCUCAUGUCAUCAUACAAGCUCGAAGCCUCCCCAGCAGCGCCUGCAUCGGAGCUCGAGUCGCCGCAGAUGGAUUCGCCGCAGCUCGGGGCCGAGGAGCUCCUCUCCAUCCUCGAACCGCAGGUUACCCGUGAGACGGACAUUAGCACUGCGCCGACCACGCUUGGCCUCACAGGUGCCGGAUCGCGCAGUUCUCUCCUCCGCCCGGCUUCAAUGUCGACAACCACCACGGACGAGGAGCCGCGUGUGCGUUUCGCCACACCCGACGACAUGCGCGCCCAAUUCCGCCGCCAGAUCCACCGUGAAAGCACACUUGCGCAGUUGACCGGCCCACAGCGAUCACGGCCGCCAGUCGAGAUCCUCGACCACGACCACCUCGCUACCAUGCUCUCGAAACAGGAGUACGCGGCGACCGUAACACCAGCGACAUCGACAACCACGUCGAUCGCCUCAGCAGAGUCUCUCCCACGGUAUCGACGGCGUGCCGAGCCCGACGCAGCUCCCAACUACGUUGCGUCAGCAUACACCGGUGACGCAACGGCCGGCAUCGAGGCCAGUUCGGGUUUUGGCCAUGGGGGGGAGGAGGCGCCCGGAGCAGCCGCCGCGACAGCUCCGGGUCCGACGAGACGUACGUUCUGCGGCGCGGGCGGCGCAGAGCUCGACAAGCUCGUGCAUGACGUACAUGACGAGCACCGUUUCAUCGCCGUCGGCGACGUCGACCCGCUCGACCACCUCCUGCCUGAGCCGCAGGAGGGGCCCAGUCUCUUUACGGCGCUGGGCCGAUGGUUCUGCCCUGUCGACGGCUCAUAG
Messenger RNA from Cutaneotrichosporon cavernicola, 2154 nucleotides. RefSeq lists its product as uncharacterized. The coding region runs from base 1 to 2154 and encodes 717 amino acids. The transcript is spliced from 2 exons. NCBI's taxonomy places the organism in Eukaryota, Fungi, Basidiomycota, Tremellomycetes, Trichosporonales, Trichosporonaceae. The record is from RefSeq and is a predicted model, not a curated record.